GGGGGCGCCCAGAACACGCCGUCUGCGAAGAACGAUUAAUAAAACUACAUUUCCCAGCGUCCCGCGCGCCGCUGACGCACUUCCAAAGCCCGCGGACAAGAUGGCUGCGCCCCAGGAGCACGAUUCUCCGACAGAAGCGCCCCAGCCGGCAGUGGAGGAGGAGGAAAUUAAAACAUUUAAAGAUUUGGGUGUGACAGAUGUAUUGUGUGAAGCUUGUGACCAGUUGGGAUGGGCAAAGCCCACCAAGAUCCAGAUUGAAGCUAUUCCUUUGGCCUUACAAGGUCGUGACAUCAUUGGGCUGGCAGAAACUGGCUCUGGAAAAACAGGGGCCUUUGCUUUGCCCAUUCUGAACGCGCUGCUGGAGACCCCCCAGCGUUUGUUUGCCCUGGUUCUGACGCCCACUCGGGAGCUGGCUUUUCAGAUCUCAGAGCAGUUCGAAGCCCUGGGGUCCUCUAUCGGAGUGCAGAGUGCUGUGAUCGUGGGUGGAAUUGAUUCAAUGUCUCAAUCUCUGGCCCUGGCAAAAAAACCGCAUAUAGUAAUAGCAACUCCUGGUCGACUGAUUGACCACUUGGAAAAUACAAAAGGUUUCAACUUAAGAGCUCUCAAAUACUUGGUCAUGGAUGAAGCCGACCGAAUAUUGAACAUGGAUUUUGAGACAGAGGUUGACAAGAUCCUCAAAGUGAUUCCCCGAGAUCGGAAAACAUUUCUCUUCUCUGCUACCAUGACCAAGAAGGUGCAAAAGCUUCAACGAGCAGCUCUGAAGAAUCCUGUGAAAUGUGCUGUUUCCUCUAAAUACCAGACAGUUGAGAAAUUACAGCAAUAUUAUCUUUUCAUUCCCUCUAAAUUCAAGGAUACCUACCUGGUUUACAUUCUAAAUGAACUGGCUGGAAACUCAUUUAUGAUAUUCUGUAGCACCUGUAACAAUACUCAGAGAACAGCUUUGCUACUCCGAAAUCUCGGAUUCACGGCCAUCCCCCUCCAUGGACAGAUGAGUCAGAGCAAGCGCUUAGGAUCCCUUAAUAAGUUUAAGGCAAAGGCUCGUUCCAUUCUUCUAGCAACUGAUGUUGCAAGCCGAGGUUUGGACAUACCGCAUGUAGAUGUGGUUGUCAACUUCGACAUUCCUACACAUUCCAAGGAUUAUAUCCAUCGAGUAGGUCGAACAGCUAGAGCUGGACGUUCUGGAAAGGCUAUUACUUUUGUCACACAGUAUGACGUGGAACUCUUCCAGCGCAUAGAACACUUAAUUGGGAAGAAACUACCUGUUUUUCCAACGCAGGAUGAUGAGGUUAUGAUGCUGACAGAACGUGUGACUGAAGCCCAAAGAUUUGCCCGAAUGGAGUUAAGGGAGCAUGGAGAAAAAAAGAAACGCACGCGGGAGGAUGCUGGGGACAACGAUGACACGGAGGGUGCUAUUGGUGUCAGGAACAAGGUGGCUGGAGGAAAAAUGAAGAAACGGAAAGGCCGUUAAUCACUUUAUUAUAAAGACUUGAGUUCUGCUUUCUUUUCUGUAGAAGAGAAUUGGAGAAGAGAAUGAAAUCUCCAGGAGAGGUUCUCAGACUGAAGUCUGUCAGAAUUGUUGGCAGAAUGAGCUCAGCUAAUUCACUACUCCUUCCCCUUUCUGUGUGUUGGAGCAUCAUGACUGCGGAGUAGUUUUUACAGUGCUCAUGUCACGACUGCUCCUGUUCUUCAGCUUCGAUUCCUUGCUCGUGACAUGAGUAGAUGUGCUCUUCUGUCACUUCACACAGACCUUUUACCCUUUUUAGCUGCGAGUCAAGAACUAGGUCCAUGAAGCCCAUGACCUGUAAUUGUAAAGGAAAGAAGCUUGGACAUGUAUAAGUGAAACUUCAGCCAUCUCAGCUUGUGCUUCAUUAGACCUAAUGCAAAACAAUAAAUUUAAAUACUAUUUUUAAAAGA
Molecule: messenger RNA, 1914 nt
Organism: Propithecus coquereli (Coquerel's sifaka)
Lineage: Eukaryota; Metazoa; Chordata; Mammalia; Primates; Indriidae
Gene: DDX47
Product: DEAD (Asp-Glu-Ala-Asp) box polypeptide 47
Exons: 12
Coding region: 101-1468 (455 amino acids)
Molecular function (GO): RNA helicase activity; ATP binding; nucleic acid binding
Source: RefSeq, a predicted model, not a curated record